Molecule: messenger RNA, 1194 nt
Organism: Acaulospora colombiana
Lineage: Eukaryota; Fungi; Glomeromycota; Glomeromycetes; Diversisporales; Acaulosporaceae
Source: the annotation of a GenBank genome assembly
AUGUCUGAAACAAAGGUCAAAAAAUUUUGGGUUUUCAUCAAGAACACACCGAGGGUAAUCGCUGUAAAGGUACCGCUCACAGAGACGGCGGAAGCCAUCAUCGCGGCAGCGCAAACAAAAUACGGCCCUGAGAUAUCCCAGCAUCCAUUGGUCGAACUGACGCUGGUCGAUAGUAAGGGGAAAAUCGUUGAUCCUACGAUGGAUAUCGAAGAAAUAACGAGCGUAAACUCGAGGGACGAACCAUUUGAGAUCAAGAUUCUUGAUAUCGAAGGUAAAUUUGUGGAAGAAGAAGAUGUUCAAAUAUUCGUGCUUGUGAAAUACGAGGGCGAAGAUGUCUACUAUCCCACGGCCGCAACCUUACGAAGCCAAUACGAUGUCGACCAGUUUCUCAUGGAUAAACAUUUUCAAUCGGUUGAUCACGAGGGCAGGCCGACGGGAUAUGCGGUGAUCUUCAUGCACAGACAAUUCAGUCUGCAGCCUUACAGCAGGCGUUACAUUCAUUCCAUCAAUUGUUUUUUGGACUUUAUGGAAUUGAAAAAUGACGGAAUAAGCCCCGAUCAUGUGCGAGAGGUGAGAUUCGUUCUGGAAAGAUAUAAACUGACGAAAAAGAACGAGACACUUUUAUUACUGGAUUUCGUCACGGUGACGGAUUAUCUUUUUCUUCUUCGUGGUGUCACCAAUCUCAUGUCCGAUUUGAACGAACAUGCAAUAUAUUAUCUUGCCGCUGCCGUCAGUGAUUUUUUUAUUCCAGAUCAAAAAAUGGUACAAUUUCCCAUCUAUUGCCUGCCGGUCAAAUCUUUUGAUAACUCGCAUGCACAACAUAAAAUCCAAUCAGGCGAGGGUGCUUUAACUUUGAGGAUGGAUCAGGUUCCAAAAUUCUUGAAACCGAUGGUCACAAAUUGGGUUCCUCGUGGAUUUAUUGUUUCGUUCAAGCUGGAAACCGAUCCCAAUCUUCUGAUCGACAAAUCUAGGCAUGCCCUCACUCGUUACGGUCAUCAAAUAGUUAUCGGUAAUCUUUUGGAAACUCGCAAAGCUGAAGUAAUUUUCAUCACCAAAGACACCGAGUUUCAAUUAAAAUUAACUGAUGAUGAGAUCGCACAUGGGAUGGAGAUCGAAUCAAAGAUCGUUCCAGAGUUGGUGAAGAGACACGAUGAGUGGAUUAGAAUUUCGGAAACAAUUAUUUCGCAGAAAUGA